Messenger RNA from Triticum aestivum (bread wheat), 686 nucleotides. RefSeq lists its product as uncharacterized. NCBI's taxonomy places the organism in Eukaryota, Viridiplantae, Streptophyta, Magnoliopsida, Poales, Poaceae. The record is from RefSeq and is a predicted model, not a curated record. The transcript is spliced from 2 exons. The coding region runs from base 1 to 585 and encodes 194 amino acids.
AUGAAAAAAGACCAGCGAAAAAAGACCUACGAAAGAGAAAACAACGACAAAAAAUCAGGCGACUCGCACGCACGAGCGAGGCCUAUCCCGUCGCCACCGCCCGACGCCGCCAGCCCCGUCCUCCUCCCUGGCUCCCGGCGCCGCCCGCCCCCCAUCUCCUCCUGCGAUCCUGGCGUCGCCCCGCCCCACCUUCUCCCUCACUUCCGGCGCUACCUAUCGAUCCCCUCGACGACACAGAGCCGCCGUCCUCUCGUGCGAUCUCGCAGCCGCAUCCGCCAACGCCGAUUCGGGCAGACGCGGCCGUCGUGGAUCACGAGGAUCCUGAUGAUGGGGGCGUGGAGAUGGCCAUGGAUCUGUUACGGCGACGACGGCGCCGGAUCCGCACCCGCAACAUCCGGAUGGAGGCCGGCGACGAACCCUAGCCUAGCCGUCAGCAUCGGGAUCCAACCCCUUCUCUCGGUGUUGGGGCAAGGCGUAUGGGGGUGCUUGUUGCGGCGGUGGACCUCGACCCGGCGACAUCUGCAGCAUCUCCCUCCCGUCGGGCUGCAGGACCUGUACGCCCAAGGUCUGCUACUGCGUGCAUGACAACAUGAGGUGUCGCAAUCGGUGCGGUAUGCUGGUGAUAGAUGUUCUCGAUUGUGAUGCCCAAGCCUGUCUGCCGCAAUUGUGUGUUCGUUACUGCUGAG